This is a messenger RNA of Macrosiphum euphorbiae (potato aphid), 819 nucleotides long. The record is from the annotation of a GenBank genome assembly. Lineage: Eukaryota; Metazoa; Arthropoda; Insecta; Hemiptera; Aphididae.
AUGAACCCGAUAACUAAAUCCAAUAUUUCUUCUAAAAAUAGCCCAUUAGGAAGUGGUCCUGUUCUUCGUAGUGCCUCAAAUGGUAGUACAUCUACUUCGAUGUCUAAGAGGACCAAUAAUACUUACUCUAAUGAUGACUUAAUGAAAGCUAUUCUUGAAAUACAAAAUUCUCAAUCAGUACAAUUUCAAGAACUUCAUGGAUGUUUGACCUCUUUAAAAAAUGAAAUUUCUGAGCUUAAAAACGAGAACAUGGCACUUCGCCAGGAAUCGUCUGCACUUUCUGCUCGAGUGGCUCAGUUGGAAUCAAAACCGGCCGUCACUUCGGAUUCUGAAGUGUCGUCAAAGCUACUUCGUGAAAUUUCUGAGAGAAAUUCUUCUGAAUAUAACGUAAUUAUAUAUGGUCUUCCUGAGUCGGAUUCACCUUCAAUUAAUCAAAGAAUCUCCGAUGAUUGCGCUAAGCUAUCUAGUGCUUUGUCACCCAUUCAAAUUGAUUUACCUAUUGAUUUCAAAUUAGUUCGCCUUGGUAAUAAUAAGGCCAAGAAACCUAGACCGAUAAAAAUAAUUUGUAAGUCAAAAGAAAAUGCAGCUCAACUCAUAUCCGAAUUCAGGCAGGCAGUUAGAAGCGGAAGUAGUAUUCGUGAUGGUCUUCGAAUAAUCCGAGACAAGACUUCGUUGGAACGGGAGCUACUCCGUACUGCUCAUAUAGAACUCGAGAAUAGAAAUAAAUCAGGCGAAUCAAAUUUAGUAAUAUCUUAUGUUAGAGGUGUCCCUACGGUUACAAAGUCACACUCAAAAAACGGAGUCACUGGUCGGGAUUGA